This is a messenger RNA of Scleropages formosus (Asian bonytongue), 1616 nucleotides long. RefSeq names its product tubulin beta-4B chain-like. The transcript is spliced from 4 exons. Gene Ontology annotation, cellular component: microtubule. The record is from RefSeq and is a predicted model, not a curated record. Lineage: Eukaryota; Metazoa; Chordata; Actinopteri; Osteoglossiformes; Osteoglossidae. Gene Ontology annotation, molecular function: structural constituent of cytoskeleton; GTPase activity; GTP binding. Gene Ontology annotation, biological process: microtubule-based process. The coding region runs from base 137 to 1474 and encodes 445 amino acids.
AUUGGUCGAAAUGAUGCAAACAGGGACUCUAUUUAGUUUGCACGGAUUGAAGUGGUAGAGAGUGACUUCGGAAUUCGUGUUCGCUCUUGUGAUUCUUUUCAGCACAAAAAAAAAAAAAAACCAACAAAAAAACAAAAUGAGAGAAAUUGUUCAUUUGCAGGCGGGCCAGUGUGGGAACCAAAUUGGAGCUAAGUUCUGGGAGGUCAUAAGUGAUGAACAUGGUAUCGACCCAACCGGUAGUUACCAUGGAGAUAGUGACCUGCAGCUGGACAGAAUUAGUGUGUAUUAUAACGAAGCCUCUGGUGGGAAGUACGUCCCCAGGGCGGUCCUGGUCGAUUUGGAGCCAGGCACUAUGGACUCUGUGAGGUCUGGACCAUUUGGCCAAAUCUUCAGACCAGACAAUUUUGUCUUUGGUCAGAGUGGAGCUGGAAACAACUGGGCCAAAGGGCACUACACAGAGGGAGCAGAGUUAGUGGACUCUGUUUUGGAUGUAGUGAGGAAGGAGGCAGAGAGCUGUGACUGCCUGCAGGGCUUUCAGCUCACCCACUCCCUGGGUGGGGGCACGGGUUCUGGCAUGGGCACGCUGCUGAUCAGCAAGAUCCGCGAAGAGUAUCCCGAUCGGAUCAUGAACACGUUCAGCGUUGUGCCUUCUCCCAAAGUGUCAGACACCGUUGUUGAGCCCUACAACGCUACGCUUUCAGUUCAUCAGCUGGUGGAGAACACAGAUGAGACGUAUUGCAUCGAUAACGAGGCGCUGUAUGACAUCUGUUUCCGCACACUGAAGCUCACAACACCCACCUAUGGGGACCUCAACCAUCUGGUGUCCGCCACCAUGAGUGGAGUCACCACCUGCCUGCGGUUCCCUGGUCAGCUCAAUGCUGACCUGCGCAAGUUGGCGGUCAACAUGGUGCCCUUUCCUCGUCUACACUUCUUCAUGCCUGGUUUUGCCCCACUCACCAGCAGAGGCAGCCAGCAGUACCGUGCACUGACAGUACCUGAACUCACCCAGCAAAUGUUUGAUGCCAAGAACAUGAUGGCCGCCUGUGACCCACGCCACGGCCGCUACCUGACGGUGGCAGCGGUUUUCCGUGGUCGCAUGUCCAUGAAGGAAGUGGAUGAGCAGAUGCUGAAUGUACAGAAUAAGAACAGCAGCUACUUUGUGGAAUGGAUCCCAAACAAUGUAAAGACCGCUGUAUGUGACAUCCCGCCACGUGGCCUCAAGAUGGCCGCCACUUUCAUCGGCAACAGCACAGCUAUCCAGGAGCUGUUCAAGCGCAUCUCGGAGCAGUUUACUGCCAUGUUCAGGCGCAAGGCCUUCUUGCAUUGGUACACCGGGGAGGGCAUGGAUGAAAUGGAGUUCACGGAAGCAGAAAGUAACAUGAAUGACCUGGUAUCUGAGUAUCAGCAGUACCAGGAUGCCACUGCAGAGGAGGAGGGUGAAUUUGAGGAGGAAGGUGAAGAGGAUUUGGGUUAAGGGCUCCUGUCAGACAGAUGCAGGGGUUGUGACACAUUUGUUUGUUCACAUUUUCCGUUUUGUUGCCUGUCCUAUUAUCCCUUGUGUUGGCAGACCUUACUGCGCUCUGUACAUACUGAGCCAAUAAACAAUUUUAUGGGCA